Molecule: messenger RNA, 4521 nt
Organism: Corvus hawaiiensis (hawaiian crow)
Lineage: Eukaryota; Metazoa; Chordata; Aves; Passeriformes; Corvidae
Gene: DIRAS2
Product: DIRAS family GTPase 2
Exons: 2
Coding region: 477-1076 (199 amino acids)
Biological process (GO): signal transduction
Cellular component (GO): plasma membrane
Molecular function (GO): GTPase activity; GDP binding; GTP binding
Source: RefSeq, a predicted model, not a curated record
UAAAAAUCUACUACAUUGGUUGAGAAAACCAGAAAAUUACAGCUUAUAUGCAUAUAUACCUAUACAUAUAUGUAUUCCACAAUUAUUCAGUAGGUGGCAGUUAAAAGCUUAGAUGAGCUUUGCAGUCGCCAUUUAGGCAGUAGCACUAGCAGAGGCUGGAGUCAGUCUGUCCGUAAAAGCAGAAACAGAGAGGCUGCGAUCCAGCCAACAAGAGCAUUAUCCGCGACUCAGGUACUGGGAGCAGGCGGGAGGGGAGCGGAGCCGCGGGAGCAGAGGACGGGCAGCAGCCAACACCGGGCGCAAAGGGAGGCUGCAGCCCCUUUGAUUAAGACAGGGGCUCCUUUCUGGUGGAGGGAGCCCAGGACAGAGCAGGAGAAGAGCUGGUGCAAUGACAGGCAGAAACUGAAGAGCAUUUGAAGCUUUCUGUUCCUACACAGGUUUUCUGCCCUAGCUGAGCAAGUGGCACACGGAGAAGCAUGCCUGAGCAAAGCAAUGAUUAUAGGGUAGUUGUGUUUGGAGCUGGAGGAGUGGGCAAAAGUUCUUUGGUCUUGAGAUUUGUAAAGGGCACUUUCAGAGAGAGCUACAUCCCUACCAUUGAAGACACCUAUCGGCAGGUGAUCAGCUGUGAUAAGAGCAUAUGCACUUUGCAGAUAACUGACACUACAGGGAGCCAUCAAUUCCCAGCCAUGCAACGUCUCUCUAUUUCUAAAGGACAUGCUUUUAUUUUGGUUUACUCUAUCACCAGCCGACAGUCCUUGGAGGAGCUCAAGCCAAUCUACGAACAAAUAUGUCAGAUUAAAGGAGACAUAGAAAGCAUUCCAAUAAUGUUGGUGGGGAACAAAAAUGAUGAGAACCAAAAUCGAGAGGUAGAAAGCAGUGAUGGAGAAGCCAUGGCUAAGAAGUGGAAAUGUGCCUUCAUGGAGACCUCUGCCAAGACGAACCACAAUGUGAAAGAGUUAUUCCAAGAAUUGCUAAACUUGGAGAAACGCAGGACUGUGAGUUUGCAAAUUGAUGGCAAAAAAAGCAAGCAACAGAAAAGGAAGGAGAAGCUGAAAGGCAAAUGUGUGGUGAUGUGAAAUUGCACUGUCAGAAGUCAGCUAUGAAGUGUCAUCUGAAAAUACGCAUGUAAAACCCAUACACAGAAAACAACCACGCAAGAUCCUAUUUAUCAGUAUCUGUUUUAAAAGAAACAAUUGGAAAUUUAAAAAACGAGGUACUGUGAUUGCUAUAAAAACCCUGAAAAAUAAAAAUAUGAGUACUCUCGCAAUCAAUUAAAGUAAACCAGGAAGAAAACAAAAGAUUUCCCAGAAUACCUUAUUUUGUAAUUUACAAAAAUAAAGAAUUUUCAUCAUUCACAUAAUAUGAAAAACUUGGAAAAUCAAUUUAGUAUUAUCUCCAUUUGCAUAUAAUUGCAAGAGAAAGCCAUGUAUAAUAUCAGAAGAAAAACAAAGACAUAGAUGUGAAGAAACUUAGAACAUACAAAUGCAUGCUGGAUGGUGUUAAUCAUUUCCUUCAAGAAUGCUGUGGAUAAACAAUUCUGUGCCAUUUUCAUUAUUGACUGGUUGGAGAGUGUGCAUAAGAUAGUCUUGGACCAGCUGAAUAAUAGAACUAUUGCACAGUAAAAGGAAGUGUGGGGAUAUCAGUCAAAAGGAAUAGAUAUUACCUCUACCCCACCAGCAUGAUACUUCUUUCUAGUGUGAUGCAGUGUUUUAACUGAAGGUUGUGCAAAAGCCAGUCCCUGUAAGAGAGCUGGAGAUCAUGUUUUCUGGACUCAUUGCUUCAAGAAUGACCUGAGUUUCUGGCUCAAAUAUAUUUCAGAACAGACAUUUCUUUGAGGAGAAUGCCAGAUAGAAUGGGUUACAUAUAAAACCAGAAAGCUUCCCCAGGGAGAACUGACUGCGGAGUCCCCUACAAAAGCCUCUGUGGGAGAGACUCAGCUGUAAUGCUGCUGCUGGUUAAAUGAACACACGGUGUAGUUAGUGUAUGAAUGGAAUGUCUUUUGAACUGGUGGUACCCUUGGAGAGGGGUUGGCGUAGUAUAUAAAGUUUUUAUUCAAAUUAUCAGAUUAGUUCAGUGAUACUUCUUUACAUUACUGUAUUCCAAUUAGAAGGGUUUAUGCUCCUGCACUAUGAGAUCUAUUGCCUUUAUAUUGUCUGAAGUAUUUUAUAUUUGCCAUUUAAACUCAUGAUUUGAACUGCUGUGACUAUUUAUAGAACCAAAUAUAUAUCUGAAGUUAGUGCCCACAAGAGUCUCUAAAAGGAGGUUUUCUGGGAUAAGCACUUUAGGAUCUGGCAUAUUAAGAGUUGCAGUCAGGACUGUGUUAUAAUGCAAUACAAAGUUCAGAAUAGAAAACACAUUACUUAAAACAUCCUGUCAGGGGAAACUGCUCUUCUCAAAACCUUUGAAAGUGGAAAAGAGUAAAAAAUGUGAGCUGUCCUGGAUGUCCCUACAAAGCUUUUUUAAAAACGAAUAUGAAUGACUGAAGUAUGUAUCCUAGUGAUAACAAAGGCCAUCUAAGAUAAAAUGAGCACAUAAAAUUUUUAAAGAAUACAUUAAAAUUGUGUAAGUCACAAUUUGUACCUUAGGAACUGCUUUGAAUGAACAAAAAGAGCCUACCAUAUUUUUAGUAAAUGUUUAUGUCAAGAAACAUGGGAAAAUGAAGUUGAGCACUAAUAUUAUUAGCCUGCAUGCUAGUGCAUUAUAAAUAUCUUCUAGGGGAUGCUCAAAUGCAGUUUUUGCAUUAAAAAUUGCUACCUUGUUCCUUUCAGAGUUAUUGCUUUCUUACCUUCCAGUUUUGUAAGAAAUGUGCAGACGUUUCAGAGGUAGAGUAAGAGUAUACAUAUGAAUUGCUACUAGCGCUGUCUAGAAAGGAGCACAACUUCUAUCAUUCAGUCAGAAGAAAUUCUGGCACCAGUAGAAUCAAGUGUGAAACUCCUACUGAUUUCAAAGAGACAAUUUUUUUUGUGUUUACUUCAUUGCAUUAGAAGAGAAGACUGGAAAGAGCAUGCAAAAAGCUAAUGCUCUUCAUUAACAGUAAAUUCCAGGCUCUUACACAAUACUCUUUCUCCAUAAAUCUCAAAGCACUUUGCAAAAAUGACAACAUCAUUAUCUUAACUUCUCAGGUGGUGAAAGUGAGGCACAGAGAGGAAACAACUGCACGUAGAUUGUCCAGCAAGAUAGUGGCAGACCUAGGAACAAAAGCAGAUCUCCUCUGUCACAGUCCAGUGCUCACUCUGUGUUUUGUCAGAUUGUCUCUUCACAUUCUUAAGUAGUUCCUGAAACACUUAAAGAAGCCUGGUUUGACUUCUACAGCCAAGUGCAUCUUUCUUGACAGUCUGUCAAUAUAUCAAAAGGUAUUUCCAGAUCAGGGAUGCAAAACACUUAAAAGCACUAUGUUUAGUAAGACUUUUAUAAAUGUUUGUACAUCGACUCUGUAAAAAAAAUGGCUGAUGAUACUCAAAGUCACAGCAUUGGAUUCCAUGGAUGAAGCCAGAAAAUCAGAAGAAUGAUCAACCUUAAGGCAUAAUGAGUCACAUAUAGAGGUCAAAAGUAGAGAGGUUGCCCUCAGAUGCUAACACACCGGUGCCAAAGGUCAUCAUGUGUGGCACAUGCCUUAGCAGCCAGCAUAGAAUUAUGAUAGAAUCUCAAAGAGAAAAAAAGAUCUAUAUAUACAACCUUUUAACAUUAUUGCUUUAACUGGAGGAAUUAUUUGCAUAGUAAAAUAUCUUGCAGAAGUACAAUAUAGGGGAUCUUAAUUACUUAAAAAGUACCAACUGCAAAGAUAUUACAGGCUGAAAUUUAGCACUGGACAUUUUUUUGAAUGUGCCUCAUAGCAAGAUUAGAAUAAUUGUACAGCAAAGAUGGAAAUAAAAAAAGUAGCUGCCAAUAUUAGGCUUGAGGACCAUUUCCUUUAGUUCCCAGUUGACUCGUCACCUGCCACAUAAUAAGCCAUGAAGUAUUUCAUGGACUUGCACGUAUCAAAGCAAGGCCAGAACAGAAGCAAUAUAAUUCAAGGACCACAGACUCAAAAGAGAGCAUAUUUUAUACCCUUGCCUUGCCAUCUUAGUUUAUACUAUUAGAUUUUAUGUAUCUUACAUAUACGUGAGCUGGUUUAAAGCGUUUUUUUUUGCUAUUACAUAUAGAAUUAUUUUUUUUAAUAUGAAAAAAAAAGGUGGCUAAAGAAAAUAUAAAGCUUUAUUACAUUUUGUGUUUUAUUUGGAAAUGUGGUAUCACUAUAAUAACCUGUUUAAAAUGUAUAUACAAAAUAUUUAAAACAUGUAAGGUCUACAGUGAAUUUUAGCAUCCAGAAAAUGCAAUCUAGCCAAAAUUAAUCUUUAAAAAGCAUGACUUUUAUAUGUAGAUAUGAAAUAUUAAGGUAUAUUGUUGUCAUGAAAAUGUGUUACAAUUUCUUUAGCAAAUAUUUUGUUUUAAAACUGGAUAUGAAGUAAUUUGUGUUUAGUAGUUUCCAUGUUUGUGGUGAUGUUCUAAAGAUUCAAAAUAAAGUUUUAAAUCUUAACACAA